AAAGAAACUAUAACUUAUUACAUAUAAAACGCUGCUUAUAUUAAUUUUUAUAUUAUUUAUAUAGUUAAAAAUACAAUAUAUCUUUUUUACAUAAUAGUAAAUGUUCAUUGUAUUUAUAUUUGUUUUGAUAAUAUUGCUUAUUUGUGGCACAUAUAGCGAAAAUUUAAUUAAUAUUUGAAGUAUUUAGUAUUCUAGUACAAUAAAAAAGAAUUUUCUGAUUAAUCUCUUGUUUUCUUGAAGAAUUUUCUUAAAUUUUGUGUUUUUGAAUUAUUUCGUUCGUAUUAUUUCGUAGAAGUCAGAACUCAAGGGUGAGCAAAUGAUGAAGUGCCUCACUCUACAUAUAUAAAAGGUUACAAAUUCUACUGAUGAAAAACUUUCAGUGUAUGUACUUUAUCAAUAGAUAUAUUAUUUCUGACACUUUAUGUCAGUAGAAUUUUGUACAGUUCUGUAUAUGAAAUGUAAAAAUAAAUUCUUAAAUAAUUAAGUAACUACUAUGUAUAGGAUUUUCGGCAACAGGUGGAAAAAAAUUUAAAAAGUGAUUCUAAAUGAUAAAAUAAGAUGAACAAGAAUAACAAAAUUGCAGUUAAGAUUUCGUUACUUAAUUACAAAUGUUUCAAUAUUCAAAAAGCUCUUAAAACACAUGAAUAUUGAGAUAUGAUUGAAAAAACGAAGCUCUAAGCCGUAAUUUUUAUUCUUUAUUUUUAUCUUAUUUCAUCAUCUAAAAUUCUUAAAUUUUUUCCCGUCUGUUGUCGAACAUCCUGUAUGCAUAAUUGGUUAUUUAAUCAUAUAUACAUAGGGUAUGUUGUUGAUGUUAAUAAAUGGAUACAUCAUCAUGACAUCGUUAAAUUGAAAAUCGAUAGCAAAUUUUAUACUACAUCGUGAAUUUUACAUAUUUAUUGAAGAAAGAACCAUCCACGGAAUGCUUGUGUGAGUUAUCAGCGUUGUUACAAAGAUAUUAGAAAAAAAAAGAAAUACGAUCAUUGGCUGUGGCUCUUUGUACAUUCGUUGUGUUAUUACAAAACAGUAUUUACUUAUAAGUACAAGAGAUAUUACCUGAUUUAACAUCGUUGUAAUUGUUACGUUGCGAUUGCUUGUAAGCUUAUAUUGAAUGCACCUUCUCGUAAUUUAUAAAAUAAAAUUAAUGUAGUAAAUAGAUUUGUAUAUAAUAUGUGUAAGCGUAAUCAUCUUUUUACAAUAUAAUAUAUGCGAUGUUUGUCUAAAUGUGCCACAAUGAGCUUUUUAUUUAUUGAUUGGAUAUUCACCGCUUGGUGCUUCAAAGUAGUAAAUCUUAUUUCCAAUAUAUUAAUAAAGAAUUCUUGUUUUUUUUAUAAUAAUAAUUGAACAGAUACUCGUAUUAACGCUCAUUUAUAAGUUAUAGUAAAAUACUAGUUUUUUGCGUUUCAACUUACGAAAAUUAGGAGAAUAUUUCUUAUCAUUAUUAAAAAUAAUUAAUUUUUAUUACAAGCCAUACCAUGCAAUAUGUAUUCAUUCCAAACUCUUCGUAAAUCUGUGAUAACUUUUUACUGUCAAAUUGACAAUAUUAAUUUUUCAACUUAUUACUGAAACGGGGAUACGCGAAUUGUUUGGUUGUAUAUUUAUAAUUUAAAUUUAUAUAUACUUGUAUAAUGUACAGCUGUUAAAGCUGCUAUAAUGUUUUAGCAAGUACAGUUAUAUAGGAUAAUAUUGGAAUAAUUAAAUUAUAUUUCUGACAAAGAAAAGAAAGAUUGAUUUAUUGUCGAUGUAAGUGCUAGUGCUAAUUCUGCAAUAUUUAAUACUAUUUAAAAUAUAGACCGCUGAAAAUGAUUAAUGUAAGCUUAUUAAUUAUAAUAAAUUUCUUAAGAAUGUUACGAAUGAUUACGUUUUUGUUGGCACUCUAUUGUUUAUUUAUUCUUUUUUGAUCCAUAUGUUGAUAAUUUUUUAAGACAGAUAUAAGCCUUUCUGGUGUGAUAACGUCAUAAAAAACAAUCAGAACAGGAAUAUUUAUAAACUUUUAUCAACACACAUUGCAAUAAAAUAAAUACUUUUAAUAAAAUAUUUAAGAUGUAAAUUCGUACAAUUAUGCACAACACGAAAUUUAAUCAUAAAAAUUUAUAUAAUAAUUUUUCAAAUUUCUCGGAUAAAAUACGUGUCUAAAAAACGUCUUAAAAACAUCUUAAAAAAUGUUUUUAAUUCAUAAGAUGUUCCAAAAAUUUUGGACAUUAAUACUAUCUGGGCGUUUGAUAAUGGCAAUUUUAUAUCAAACUCUCGAAAUACUUUAGAUAAUGCUGAUAUAUUAUCUGCCUCAUCUAACAGAACUUUAUCCAUUGUUACAAAUGCAAUCAUUUAAUAUUUGUCCGCGGUAUGUGAUUGUAGCGAAAACAUCAUGAAGAAGCUAUAUCUCGCUGCUGUAGCAGGAAAUUUAGGUAUGCUGUCAAUUGGCAUGUUUCUCGGUUGGGGAUCGCCAUCCUUACCCUUACUUGUAAAUGGUGAUAAUUACGGCUAUCCAGUGCGUUUGAACAAGGAAGAAGCCUCUUGGGUGGCUUCAUUACUUACUCUCGGUGCCUCUGCGGGUUGUGUUAUUUCUGCAUUCAUGGUGAAUGUCAUCGGUAGGAAGAAUACCAUGUUAUUUACGGUUGUGCCUUCGGCAAUCGGUUGGUUGUUGAUAGCCUUCGCAACGUCAUCAUGGGAACUAUACAUUUCGAGGUUGACAUCCGGUCUAGGAAUGGGUAUUGCCUAUACAAUUACGCCGAUGUAUUUAGGUGAGAUUUCGCCAGCAAAUGUUCGUGGUAUUUUGGGAUCCUUGUUGACGGUUGCUGUAAAAUUCGGCACUUCAAUCGAGUUCAUGAUAGGCCCGUUUUUGAUAGGCCCGUUUUUGUCGGUGAGCAAUCUCGCCCUCGUCUCUUUGGCGGGACCGUUCUUAUUUGUGAUCACUUUCAUCUGGCUACCGGAAUCUCCGUACCAUUUGAUACGUUGCGAUGCCAAACAGAAAGCUAUAAACUCUCUUGUUCAAUUGAGAGGCAAAGAGGAUGUUUACAAGGAAGCGGAUAGUAUCGAGCAAUCUGUAAAAGCCGAUUUAGCUAACGAAGCUGGUUUCCGUGAACUUCUAUUUCUACCAGGAAAUCGCAGAGCCCUAAUAACGUUGCUGUGUCUGGGCUUGGCUCAACAAUUGAGCGGCUCCCAAGCCGUGUUGCAGUACGCUCAAUCGAUUUUCGAUCAGGCAAACGGUAAACUGGAGGGCAAGUAUUUGACUAUGAUACUGGGCGCUGUGAUGUUAGUUUGUGCAGUUGUCUGUAUGAUGAUCACCGAUUGUAGCGGCAGAAAGUUUUUGCUCACGAUCUCCGCCAUCGGUUCAGCGUGCUCCACCGCCAUGGUUGCAACAUAUUUUCAUCUUCAAUACAAUCACGUAGAUACCAGCAAUAUAGUGUGGUUGCCAGCCACCGGCGUGAUCCUGUACGUGAUUAUGUAUGCCCUGGGUUUGGCAGCGUUACCGUUCACCAUGGCCAGCGAAUUGUUCCCCACAAACGUAAAGGCCCUCGGUAAUAUGAUAGGCAUAAUGACGUGCCAUUUUACUGCCUUUGUAGUGACGAAACUGUAUCCGGUUAUAAGCGAUAGCGCUGGUGUACACACACCAUUCUGGAUAUUCACCGCGUGCAGUCUCGCUAGUGCUGUAUUCACGCUUCUCUACGUACCUGAAACCAAAGGCAAGACGCUGGAGCAGAUACAGAAGAAACUGCACGGUCUGUCAAAACAGAAAGUCAAAGAUGAAAUACAUCCAAGCGUCGAUUCUUCUUCGACAAAUCUUUGAAGGAUAUUUGCGAAUUGUUUGUAUUUAAUGAAAGAAAGCACGGGGUUUAUAGUUUAUACUUACUAUAUAAAUUACCUCAUUUGAAGUGAUCUGCAUUCUUUAUGUAUAUUAUUGUUAAAUGUAGAGUGAGUAAGUUAAUAUACAUAAUAUAUAAGUUAAUAUAUUUUUUAAUUAGUUAAGUUACGGUUAAUGGCUUAGAAAAUUAAUUUAGUAACAUUAACAAAAAACUAACUAAUUGAAAGUUACAGUUAAUAGUUAAAACUAAAUUAACUUAAAUUAAAAGUUAAUUUUGAAAGAUGUUAUUCAUAUUAAAUUAGAAAUUUGUAAGUGUUCAAAUUGUAAUUAGCGUUACUUUAUUUUGUACUAAGUUCCAAUGUCUUAGGGUUCAUGCCAUUACUAGCAUAUCACGUGCUAGCGAUAGGGUAGUCACUAGAGUAGUCGCGGCGCUGCGAACGAGUCAGUGUCAGUGAAGAAGCAGAAGUGCCUAAAUCAUCGUUAUUGCUAGUCAUUUUUGUAUUAGUCAUAAUACCAUUAAAUCUUAUUUAAAGAGAG
Solenopsis invicta (red fire ant) is the source of this 4336-nucleotide messenger RNA. RefSeq names its product facilitated trehalose transporter Tret1. Gene Ontology annotation, cellular component: membrane. The record is from RefSeq and is a predicted model, not a curated record. Gene Ontology annotation, molecular function: sugar transmembrane transporter activity. Bases 2363 to 3784 code for a protein of 473 amino acids. Lineage: Eukaryota; Metazoa; Arthropoda; Insecta; Hymenoptera; Formicidae. Gene Ontology annotation, biological process: carbohydrate transport; transmembrane transport. The transcript has 4 exons.